Messenger RNA from Rhinichthys klamathensis goyatoka, 2284 nucleotides. Its product is annotated as zinc finger protein 436-like. Gene Ontology annotation, cellular component: nucleus. The transcript has 3 exons. Gene Ontology annotation, biological process: regulation of transcription by RNA polymerase II. NCBI's taxonomy places the organism in Eukaryota, Metazoa, Chordata, Actinopteri, Cypriniformes, Leuciscidae. The record is from RefSeq and is a predicted model, not a curated record. Gene Ontology annotation, molecular function: DNA-binding transcription activator activity, RNA polymerase II-specific; RNA polymerase II cis-regulatory region sequence-specific DNA binding. Bases 214 to 1965 code for a protein of 583 amino acids.
CCUCCCACUGCAAGCACGUCAUCAGUGAAGCUCCUCCCACUGCAAUCACAUCAUCAGUGAAGCUCCUCCCACAGUAAUUCUCCAAUAAAUGCUGUAAAUUCCCAUCAGCUACAAGUGAAGACGAGCAUUAAAGCUUCAGGAAGAGCUGAAAUCUGCCAAGACUGAGUUUAUUAAAGAGGACAGUGAGAACACGAGUGAUCCAGAACCUGCAGAAUGAAACACACUGAAGAUCCUGAAGAACAAAGAGACCUGAUGGAAGAAAGUGAGGCGAGAGAAGAACUGAGUGAAGUGGAGGAGAAGAGAGAAGAACUGAGUGAAGUGGAGGAGGAGAGAGAAGAACUGAGUGAAGUGGAGGAGAAGAGAGAAGAACUGAGUGAAGUGGAGGAGGAGAGAGAAGAACUGAGUGAAGUGGAGGAGAAGAGAGAAGAACUGAGUGAAGUGGAGGAGGAGAGAGAAGAACUGAGUGAAGUGGAGGAGGAGAGAGAAGAACUGAGUGAAGUGAAGGAGGAGAGAGAAGAACUGAGUGAAGUGAAGGAGGAGAGAGAAGAACUGAGUGAAGUGGAGGAGGAGAGAGAAGAACUGAGUGAAGUGAAGGAGGAGAGAGAAGAACUGAGUGAAGUGAAGGAGGAGAGAGAAGAACUGAGUGAAGUGAAGGAGGAGAGAGAAGAACUGAGUGAAGUGAAGGAGGAGAGAGAAGAACUGAGUGAAGUGAAGGAGGAGAGAGAAGAACUGAGUGAAGUGGAGGAGGAGAGAGAAGAACUGAGUGAAGUGGAGGAGGAGAGAGAAGAACUGAGUGAAGUGGAGGAGGAGAGAGAAGAACUGAGUGAAGUGAAGGAGGAGAGAGAAGAACUGAGUGAAGUGGAGGAGGAGAGAGAAGAACUGAGUGAAGUGAAGGAGGAGAGAGAAGAACUGAGUGAAGUGGAGGAGGAACAUCAUGUCAAACCUGGAGGAAAACCCUUGAGUCGCUCAAAGACUAAAAAGAAAUUUUUAAAGAAAAGACGAGCCAAGAAAUCUUUCACCUGCACUCAGUGUGGAAACAGUUUCAGAAGCAAAGCUAGUCUUGAUGUUCACAUGAGGAUCCACACUGGAGAGAAGCCGUUCACAUGUGAUCAGUGCGGCAAGAGAUUCAGUCGAUCUUCACACCUUAAUGAUCACAUGAGGAUCCACACAGGAGAGAAGCCGUUCACAUGUGAUCAGUGUGGACAGACAUUUCUCUGUGCAUCAAACCUGAAGAGACACCUGACAGUUCAUACGAAGGAGAAGCCGCAUUCAUGUUCUGUGUGUGGAAAGAGUUUUUCACGGCUGCAAUAUUUACAUAUACAUGAGAAAAUUCACACUGGUGUGAGAGAGUAUGUGUGCUUUGAGUGUGAGAAGACCUUUACUACAGCGGACAAUUUAAAACAGCACCAGAUAAUUCACACUGGUGUUAGAGACUACAUGUGCUUUGAGUGUGAGAAGACUUUUACUACAGCAAGACAUUUAAAACGGCACCAGAGAAAUCACACUGGAGAAAAACCUUACAAGUGUUCACACUGUGAUGAGAGAUUCAGUCUGUCAUCAUCUCUGAAAACACAUGAGAGGAUCCACACUGGAGAACAACCUUACAAGUGUUCACACUGUGACAAGAGAUUCUGUCUGUCAUCAUCUCUGAAAAAACAUGAGAGGAUUCACACUGGAGAAAAACCUCACAAGUGUUCACACUGUGACAAGAGAUUCAGUCAAUCAGCAAAUCUGAAAACACAUGAGAGGAUCCACACUGGAGAAAAACCUUACAAGUGUUCACACUGUGACAAGAGAUUCAGUCAAUCAGCAAAUCUGAGAUCACAUGAGAGGAUCCACAGCAGAGAGAAGCCACACACGUGUGAUCAGUGCGGGAAGAGUUUCUCUAUUAAAAGUCACCUGAAGCUACACAUGAAGAUCCAUACAGUGGAGAAACCACUUAAACACAGUCUGAGAUCACGAUGAUAAGGAACAGACCACCACAGACACUAGAGAUCUUGUUCCUGUGGUACAGGAACAGCAGAGAGUUGAAGAUGCCAUGAGGAGGAACAGACCACCACAGACACUAGAGAUCUUGUUCCUGUGGGACAUGAACAGCAGAGAGUUGAAGAUGCCAUGAGGAGGAACAGACCACCACAGACACUAGAGAUCUUGUUUCUGUGGGACAUGAACAGCAGAGAGUUGAAGAUGCCAUGAGGAGGAACAGACCACCACAGACACUAGAGAUCUUGUUCCUGUGGGACAUGAACAGCAGAGAAGUGAAGAUGCCAUGAGGAGGAACAGA